AUGGAGUUGGUGGAUCCUCCCACUAUAGGUGGGAAAUUUACUUGGAGUAAUAGUGGAGGUAGUGCUAUGAGUAGGUUGGAUAAAUUUCUUCUAUCGGACAAUUUCAUCGUUGAUUGGAAGGUCGAAGGCCAAACAAUAGUAGAAAGGGAUGUGUCCGAUCAUGCUCCAAUUUGGAUCAAAGAUAACAAGAGAAAUUGGGGUCCUAAACCUUUUAGGUUUAAUAAUAUGUGGUUUGAUCAUGAGAAGUUUUUUAUGUUUGUGGAAGGGGAAUGGAGGAAGAUUAGGGUGAAAGGUAAUGUUCCGGAAGAUAUGGUGGUUGGUAGAGCUAGAGCGGCGAUUGAUUUUUGGGAAAAUCUUAAUAAAAAAGAAGAGAGAAGAAGGAGAAACUCUUUGUGCGCUCUUGAAGCUAGAGGAGGGAGAUUGGAAGAUGUUACCGAUAUUAAAGAAUUCAUUCACAAUCAUUUUAACUUAUUUUUCAAUGAUAUUGUGGAGGAGAGACCGGUGCUUAGCGGAGUGAAUUUGAAGCCACUUAGUGUUUCGGAUAGUCAUUCUAUUGAAAGACCGUUCUCGGAGAUGGAAGUUAAGGAAGCCAUUUGGUCGUGUGAUGGUAACAAAAGUGCGGGUCUGGAUGGUUACUCUUUAGAAUUCUAUAAAAGGUUUUGGGUGGUUAUUCGGGAGGAUGUUUUACGGCUUUGCAAUGACUUCCAUGAUAAAGGUACUCUUGUGAAAUCUAUUACUUCUUCUUUUCUAGCGUUGAUUCCCAAAAACAACAAUCCGCAAAAUUUAGGUGAAUACCGUCCUAUUUGCUUGGUGGGUAGUAUUUACAAAAUUAUUUCAAAAAUUUUGGCGGCUAGAUUGAAAGAGGUGAUCGAUACUUUGGUGUCCAAUAACCAAACCGCUUUUGUUCCGGGUAGAAACAAGAUGGAUGGGGUUCUUUUGGUGAAUGAAUUACUAGAUUGGAUGAAGAAAAAGAAAAGAGGUAGCAUUUUACUCAAGGUGGAUUUCGAGAAAGCGUACGAUUCCGUUUCUUGGCAAUAUCUUAAAGAGAUGAUGAUGAGAAUGGGUUUUGGGGAGAGGUGGAUGAAGUGGAUGGAUUCUUGUAUUUUUAAGAGCCAUAUAUCCGUUUUGGUGAACGGAAGUGCUACGAAGGAAUUCAAGGUGAACAAAGGAUUGAGACAAGGAGAUCCUUUAUCUCCUUUUCUCUUCGUUCUUGCCAUGGAAGGUUUAACCACGCUUGUUAGAAAAUCUAUAGAGGUGGGGGAUUUCAAACCUUUCAAAUAUGGGGAAGAGGACUAUGCGGAUAUUUUACAAUUUGCGGAUGACACUAUAAUUCUUGGAAAAUCGUCUUGUGACAAUCUUUGGAGCUUAAAAGUUUUGUUGAGAGGUUUUGAGCUUGUUUCCGGUUUGAAAAUAAAUUUUGCUAAAAGUAAUAUUAUUGGUGUAAAUGUUGGUGAUUCGUUCCUCAAUGCGGCAAAGGCGUUUCUCUCUUGUAAUAAAGGAAGCAUCCCCUUCAAAUUUUUAGGAAUUAUGGUGGGGGAGAGUCAUAGGAAAAAAAAGGUGUGGGCGGAGGUGAUAAACAAAAUAAAGGGGCGGCUUUCUAGUUGGAAGGGAAAGAAUUUAUCUAUGGGAGGUAGAGUUACUCUUGUUAAUUCGGUUUUAAAUGCUAUUCCAACUUUCACAUUAUCUUUUUUUAAAGCUCCGACAAAGGUGAUUAAAGAGAUAAGAAGGCUUCAAAGUGAUUUCUUAUGGGGUGGGAGCACCGAUAAAAAGUGUAUUCAUUGGGUGAAGUGGAAGUAUGUGUGUAGACCGAAAGAGAAGGGAGGGCUUGGAGUGAGAGAUGUGGAGGAAGUCAACAAAGCUCUUCUCUUGAAAUGGAAAUGGAGAAUCUUGAAAGAAGAUAAUGCUAUUUGGAGUAAAUUUUUUUCUUUGAGAUAUCCUUGUCCCAAGCUCAAGUUACAAGUUCCUAAUGGAGAUAUGAAUAGAAGUGAUGAUUCAAUUUGGUGGAGAGAUAUCACCAAAAAUAACUUGAUUGAUGACUUUAUUGAUGGUGGUUUUUCCGGGUGUUUUUCGUGUUGUUGUAAAGAUGGUAAAAAUAUUCUUUUUUGGCAUAGUUUGUGGUUGGGGGAUCAAUCUCUUCGCGAGCUUUAUCCGGAUUUGUUUGAUAUGUCAACCAUAAAAAAUUGUGCGAUUGCGGACGUGUUGGUUUGGAAUAAUGGCAACCAUUUUUGGGAGUUGGAGGCUUUAUUCAGAGGCGGAGCUGCCACUGUUUUUAUGGGCGGGGCUGGUUCGGUUUUUUUGACCGGGGCUGCCACCUCUUCUUCGGAAGCGGCUGUUCGGGGGUUUCCGUGUUGGUCCCGUUUUUGUGCCGACAUAUAUUCUUUCACACCAAACGAUAUGGAGGCGGAUAGUUUUCGGUGGCGCAUCAAUCCGGAAAAGGAGUUUUCGGUAAGUAGCAUUUUGGAUAUAGUUAAUGAUUCCAAAUCUUUUGUUUGGCCAAACCAAUUAUCUUCUUUGUUGAAAGUGAUGUGGGAGCUAAAAAUUCCUCCUAAAAUGCAUAUUUUUGCUUGGAGAUUCUUCAUUGAAAAAAUCCCUUCCAAAGAUGAAUUGUUGAAUAGAGGAGUAACUUGCAUUUUAAAUUCGGAUUGUGUGUUUUGUGGUAAUCAUCCGGAGGUGUUUUCUCAUCUCUUUUUUAAUUGUCACGUGGUGAAAGAGAUUUGGACACAAAUGUAUGGUUGGUUGGGAAUUGAGGAGGUCUUAAAUGGAGUGGAUUUUUUGGAUUUUGGAGCCAUUCAAGACAAAGUGAAAAAUGCUAAUCAUAGGUUGAAGAUAAACAUUGUUUGGAUUGCUAUUAUUUGGUGCAUUUGGCUCAUGAGGAAUGCUAUAAUUUUCAAGGGGGAAGCUUUUAGUUUUGAUGUGGUUUGUUCCAACACCGUUUUUCUAUCAUGGAGAUGGUUGUCUGUUGGAUACGCUAAGUUUAGUGCCAUUUCUUAUGAAUGGUUCAAACUUCCUUUAUCUUGUUCUAACGCAAUUUAG
Vicia villosa (hairy vetch) is the source of this 3033-nucleotide messenger RNA. RefSeq lists its product as uncharacterized. The record is from RefSeq and is a predicted model, not a curated record. NCBI's taxonomy places the organism in Eukaryota, Viridiplantae, Streptophyta, Magnoliopsida, Fabales, Fabaceae. Bases 1 to 3033 code for a protein of 1010 amino acids. The transcript has 3 exons.